AUGAACAAAGUUUUGAAAUCUCAUAAACACAAUAUCUCCGAUAUAAAUGAACUUCAAGCUACAUUAGACAGUAAAGCUGACAAAAAUCAUACACAUAACUCCUUCUCAACUGUUAGAGCAGACGACAUAAUAUUGAACUAUACCCUUGGUUCAAGUGCACCUUUAGAGAAUCCAAGUACAAGCGUAAAAGAUACACUAAACUCCUUAAAUAACAAAUGUAUGAAUAUCGAAGGUCAUGUCAGAAACUUUGAAACACAUGAACUACCAGCAAUGUUAGAUAAAAAAGCAAAUAAGACUCAUACACAUACAAGUUUUACAACUGUUGCUAUAGAAAGUAUUGAAGGAACGGUUGAAGAAACUGGUGGGGAUGCAUUAUAUUGUAAACCUCCUAACUUUCCACAAGGUUUAACAUCGGAUGACGACAUAACGACGAUGAAAAACAUUAGAUGUAAAGAUGUUUAUGUCAUGAAGGAUGAACAUAAUAUUAAAUUCACUGCUCAAGAUUUAUAUGACAAGAAAGCAGACAAAACAGAGCUUCAAACAUUAAAGACAGAAAUACUUCAAACAUUAUAUCCUAUAG
Molecule: messenger RNA, 580 nt
Organism: Trichomonas vaginalis G3
Lineage: Eukaryota; Parabasalia; Trichomonadida; Trichomonadidae
Product: phage tail repeat-like family
Exons: 1
Source: RefSeq, a predicted model, not a curated record